This is a messenger RNA of Rodentolepis nana, 1317 nucleotides long. The record is from the annotation of a GenBank genome assembly. Lineage: Eukaryota; Metazoa; Platyhelminthes; Cestoda; Cyclophyllidea; Hymenolepididae.
AUGGAUUACACCUAUUCAACAGUCGACUUUUCAUUCAUCCCAAACAAACUGGAUCCUUCAGAAACAGAAGUCAAAGACGUUGGGGAGCAGUUGAGUGCAUGGGAGACAGAUGAUGGCUCAACUAAACAUAAGCAUCGCAACCCCUGUCUCAAAUUCUUAAUAGACAACUGGUUCACCUUGUCAACCGUUGCUGGAGUUGGUCUGGGCUUUGGAGUUGCAUUUAUAAUCAGAGCUACAAAGCCUGGACCGGUAGCCCUUACAUGGAUCUGUAAGUUGCCAUUUUGUAUCCUUGUUGCUAUUGCAUCGAUGGACUUAAAGAAGGAGGGCAAAGUCGGACUGAUUGGAAUAACUUACAUCAUCCUCAUCGAUCUAAUUUGCUCAUGUCUUGGAGCUGCUUUCGCACUUAUUAUUCAACCAGGUAGUCGGACUUUGAUAGGUGGAGAAAACGUGAACCCGCCCAUUUCAACCACAUCUGGAUUAACAGUAUCGGAUAUUUUUAAGGAUGUUUUAUAUAAUAUAUUUCCAGACAACCUCUUUUCAAUCACAAUUUAUCACUACCAAACAGAGCUUGAUGCUGCUACCAAUACGACGCAAGGAAAUUCUUACAAAGGUGGUACAAAUAUGACUGGCGUGCUAUUCUGUUCAAUCGUUUUCGGAGCAGCGGCAAGAGUCUCUGGAGACAUUGCAAUCGUUUUCGUCAAUUUCUUCCGUGGGGUUACAAUUAUUGUCACUAGAAUUAUGUCAAUUUCCUUACUAGUAACACCAGUAGCAGUGGUUUUCAUGGUUGCGAGUUCAAUUGCUGGACGCGAGGAUAUUGAAUCCGAAUUCGUGCAAUUAGGUCUCUUUGUGGCCACCGUGCUAACCGCCCUCGCCAUCCAUUUCUUCAUAAUAAUCAUCGUUUACUUCCUUGCAAGUCGCAAAAACCCCCUGAGGCUGCUCAAAUUCUCAACUCAAGCGUUCUUCCUUGCUUUCGCAACAACUAGUCCUGCUUUAGCUCUUCCUGAGGUCUACAGUGGGUUAGACAAAUACGGAGUACGACAACAGGUCUCCAGGCUAAUAGGGCCGCUGACUGCCACCUUGAAAGGCGAUGCACCAGCGGCCUUUAUUGCGGCAUCUGCCGUAUUUGUUGCGCAAAAUGAACACUCGGAUCUAAAUAUUGGUCAAAUAUUCACCAUCAUAGUUCUCACAUUCAUUGCCUCUUUGGCAGUGCCGAGUAUUCCAAGUGCAAGUGUGGUGCUUGUGUUGACAGUGCUCUCAGCAAUUGGUGUACCUACUGAGAGAGCAGCUUUACUCUUUGCCAUGGAGUGGCUGUUGUGA